AUGAACGCGCCGGACCGCAUCGAUUCCUACGUCCUCGCGGACGGCGAGAAGAAGAUGGUCUACGCCAACGACGAGAAGAUCCCGAACGCGGGGACGUUCACCAUCGCGAAGGAGACGCACACCGUCGGCCACUUGCUCCAGAUGCAGGUCCUGCGGAACAAUCAGGUCAGGUACUGCGGCUACAAGAUGCCCCACCCGCUCCAGAACUCCAUGCUCGUCAAGGUCCAGACGACGACGUCCAAGGCGACGCCCGUCGCCGUCGUCGGCGCCGCGCUCGCGGAGCUCCAGAGCGAGUGCGAGGUGCUCGACCGGUCCUUCCGCGACGCCGUCUCCGAGAAGAAGGACGCGCUCGCGCGCGAGGAGCGCGAGCGCGCCGCGGCGCGGCGGGCCCAGGGGCCGGCGAUGUACUAA
Messenger RNA from Aureococcus anophagefferens, 411 nucleotides. RefSeq lists its product as hypothetical. Gene Ontology annotation, biological process: transcription by RNA polymerase II. Lineage: Eukaryota; Pelagophyceae; Pelagomonadales; Pelagomonadaceae. The transcript has a single exon. The record is from RefSeq and is a predicted model, not a curated record. Gene Ontology annotation, cellular component: RNA polymerase II, core complex. Bases 1 to 411 code for a protein of 136 amino acids. Gene Ontology annotation, molecular function: protein dimerization activity.